Macroventuria anomochaeta is the source of this 1203-nucleotide messenger RNA. Its product is annotated as P-loop containing nucleoside triphosphate hydrolase protein. The coding region runs from base 1 to 1203 and encodes 400 amino acids. Gene Ontology annotation, biological process: tRNA wobble uridine modification; tRNA methylation. Lineage: Eukaryota; Fungi; Ascomycota; Dothideomycetes; Pleosporales; Didymellaceae. The record is from RefSeq and is a predicted model, not a curated record. Gene Ontology annotation, cellular component: cytoplasm; mitochondrion. Gene Ontology annotation, molecular function: GTP binding. The transcript is spliced from 2 exons.
AUGGACCUGCCCCAGAUCGAGUCGCUAGGGGAGACACUGUCUGCUUCGACCGAACAGCAGCGCCAGAUCUCUGUCCGGGGUACAGCGUCGUCGCUGGCUGUGCGCUAUGAGCAGUGGCGCAUGCUGUUGCUCGCAGCCAGAGGGGAGCUGGAAGCCCUGAUCGACUUCUCUGAGGACCAACACUUCGACGAGUCUCCGGUGCAACUCUGCGCGUCUGUUGCCGAACAAGUUCAAGUUUUGCGCGCGCAAAUGGAGGCACACGUAGCCAACGCGGUUCGUGGCGAGCUGCUGCGCAACGGCAUCAGCAUGGCUCUUCUAGGAGCGCCCAAUGCUGGCAAGAGCAGCCUGCUCAAUCGCAUCGUUGGACGAGACGCUGCGAUUGUUUCACAGGAAGCCGGCACGACUCGAGAUAUCGUGGAAGUCAGUGUCGACCUGGGUGGUUGGCUGGUUAAGAUCGGCGAUAUGGCGGGCUUGCGCAGGGCUGGUCUGGUAGGAGCAGACAUCGUUGGUGCAGUCGAACAAGAGGGCAUCAAGCGUGCCAAACAACGAGCGCUCGAGUCAGACGUCCUUGUCGUGGUUCAAGACGCGACAACAGACAUGGACCCCGAGGUCACGGAAACGGCGAAGCAAUGCGUCGAGUCAGGCAUCAACGUCGUUGUCGCAGUGAACAAGAUCGAUCAGUUCUCGUCGACAAGUGGCGCCGAGGAUGCAUGGAAGGCAAGGAUCCGCUCGACUCUCGGCAUCGCAGAAUCGCGCAUCUCCUUCAUCUCCUGCAGAGAGGCCUCAACCGCCGUCCCACUCACUUCCAAGAACACCGACCCAGGAAACAUGCAGUCCUUCCUAACCACCCUCAUGCAAACUUUCCGCGACAUGACCGCCGCCCUCGUCCCCGACUCCGACCCCAACCCAUCCAUCUGGCAAGAAUCCCUCGGCGCAACCGAACGCCAACGCAUCCUCCUCUCCGAAUGCCUGACACACCUCGAAGCCUUCCUGACAGCCGUCACCCCCGAACUCACCGAAUCGCACUCAGCAUACGGCAUCGAGCCCGACGCAACAGACGACAUCGACAUCGACAUAGUCCUGGCCGCAGAGUCGCUCCGCAGUGCCGCCGACGCACUGGGCAAGAUCAUUGGGCGAGGAGAUGGCGGAGAUGUAGAGGAGGUGCUGGGUGUUGUUUUCGAGAAGUUCUGCGUCGGAAAAUAG